GGUAUCAAGAGUGACAACAAGACUUCCAACCACCAACCAUUCAAACAGAAAUUUUCGUAAACAAACUAGACUCGACCUCCAGCCUGAACUGAUGUUUACAAGCACAACAUAGCCACGGACGAUCAAAGUAAAGUCAUACCAUGAUACUGAGGUGAGAUAAGGGGAAGUAAAAUCGACAACUAGGAUCUUGUAACUUUCGUAUCAACUGAUAUCCUCCCGUGCUUCCUGUGCAAGAUAUUUCGAACGGGCUCCCAUGCACACAGCGAGUCUUCCACGGGAUAGGCUGACUUGAGGAUGUAAACUGAGGAUUCAGGAAAUGUAUGUCGAUGACUUAGAGAUUCAAUGUUGUAGUGACUGGACUCUAACAAAGCCUAUCUCAGGAUGUUUCGAGAUUCAGCCAAUCAAAGCCUACUGACAUCUGCUGAUCAGACAAUAAGCUACACGAGAAUGACUAGUCAGUCAGGAGUUGAGAGCUUCUCAUGAUGCUUGGCCAAUAUAUUUAUUCAUUCAAAAGCAAAAGGACUUGUUCAUCAGGCAACCAGGAUUCAUGCAAAAGGAUUUAUUUAUCAAGCAAUCAGGAUUGUUCAUUAGGUAAUUAGGAUUCUUCAUUCAAAGGUAAAAGGAUUCUUCAUCAGGCAAUCAGGAUUCUUCACAGGCAAUCAGGAUUCUUCACAGGUAAUCAGGAUUCUUCACAGGCAAUCAGGAUUCUUCAUCAGGCAAUUAGGAAUAUUCUGUUCAUUGAGCAUUUCAUUGGCAAUUAGGAUACAUUCAUCAAGCAAUCUAGACUUUUCUUUAGUCUUGUAUUCAGGAUAGCUGAGCAUUUAACCUGCACACAAGGAGUACAGCAAUGUGGAUACUAUAGCAUGAUGCACACAUUCUCAGAACAAUCAGAACAUGGGGGAUAGAUAACAUUCGAGAAGGUGGGAAGGAUAUGCUGUUAUAAGAACUGAUGAAACCAAAUGCUCACUGCAGUGAGUAGCAUUCAUUUCGAUAUCAAACAAACAAACAUUCUUGUGGUAGCAUUCACUUGAACAACAUUCGAAAAGUUUUCGUGUCUACCGUGUUGAAGUCUCGCUGGAGCAGUGAGGUAUUAACCUUACUCUGAAAACAAAAUAACAUACAGGUAUACAUGAUCGUGAGAGAACUCUACCACCAAGGCUAGCGCUGGGAGAAAUAUUGACAUGAUUUUAUCACUGGAAAAUCCAUAAACGGCGGGAUAUUCUGGUGUUUGAACGAGAGACUGAUGACGUUUAUGAUUGGCAAGUCUAACAAAUAAUGAAGUGCUAUUAUCUCUCCUAUUACUGAAGGUACUCGAUAGCAGACUGUGGAACACUUUCGGUAUAAACAUUCGGAGGAAAGCUGCUUUGAAUUGACAAUAACGCAAAAUGAAGCUAAUCACGUCUUUCGCGAAGAUCUGCGUUUAUUUUGGCAUCGUCUGUGUGACCUGCUGCCUCAUAUGCAGUCAGGCCGAAAACUUGGAGGAUGACUCAAAUAUGAACAGUGGCGUCUCCUAUCAGGAUCUUCAAAGAACUAAUCAAGGGAGUAACUUCGGUGACAUUGUGCUGAAAGUCAUACAAAACUUACGACAAAAUCAAACAUUCUAUUCUUUGCUCAGGUUGAAGGGACUAAAUUCGAAACCUGCUCAACAACUUUUGAGGCAAUCUGAGGUCUUAAGACAGUAUGGCAGUUUGAGAGAAUAUGAUUCUGACAGAUCAAGAAGGUUACGCCGAUCUGUAGAAGAUGACAGUUUGCAAAAACUGGGUGAGAAAAAUGUUGCUUCAGCUGACUUUUUGGGGAAAGACACUAAGCUGGCCAAAGGGGAAGGCAGCGGUACUGAAACAGGGAGCAUGUCUGAAAUGUUAGCUGAGCAGGAGCCGGAAUCACAGAUCCCUACCCCAAGUGACAUGGGACAAACAACCAGUCCGAUCAAAUAUAAUACAGAAUCAGGUGCAAAAGAUCUGAAUGUCGACAAAGCAGGUGGUGAGGUAGAGGUCAAGUCAGAAUUAGUCAAGACAACAUCAGUGCCAGGUUUUGGAACGGUCACCUCGGACUCACAGCGAGGGUCCGCCAAACAGGAUAACCCAACCUUGAUGAUAUCGACGACACCUGCAAAUGUUUAUUCAACUCCUACUGCAGCCACCAGGGGGCAACAAUUAGGGCCAAAAACAACAUCAGAGCAGACGACGAUUGCUCCGAAGAUAGAGAAAACGGAAAUUAAAAAGUCUGAUGCGAACUUUGAUAAAAACGCUAAAGAGGAUAUCAGAAAAUAUAAUUACACUAAUUCAGGAACUGUGUUAAGUGGACCGACUUCGGUUACAGUGACGCAGUUGGAUUCGGAAGUUGGUACUACGGUAGUCAUCCAUGAAAAUAGACCAGGAACAGACGUAAAUAGGCCUACUAUGACUACUGUUAAAGCAGAGGAGCGCAUGCCUACUGAGGGUUCUGGGGAUCCUGUGUCCAUGGAUUCAAAUAUGAAAACAGAAUCGUUGGAACUGACAACACCGACUUCUGUAGAGACUCCAGUUCAGUCAGAAAGUACGGAUAUUUUAGCCACGAUUCCAAAUACGCCAAAAGCAGUGACCAAAUCUACAGUUCCAACAGGGACCAAUCCCGUGCAAACAACCACGCCUCCUAUUGUCAUUUUUGAUGCCAUUAUGAAUCCGACAGACACCAGUCCAACUGCUGCAGCUGCAACUAGCAGCCCUUCUGCAGCUGUCCCAACCGCUGUAACAAAAACUGGCGAACUCAGUCUUGUUACGAAGACAACACCACUCUCAAAUUCUACAGAUGUGCAAAGCACGGAACACACCAUGACGAAGCCAGCAGUAAAGGAGAUCGUAGUUAGAACUGAUCCUCCAGAUACUACAGAGAUAGUUGAACUGGUUCAGCCACGCGCGACCGAUCAAACCUUGCCAAAGGAAACUACAACAGCGGUCAUAACGAAAACGAUUCCCGAGGAUGGCCCUAUCUUGGCUAAUAGCAGUAAUGUCAUACAUCCUACUAAAACUGGUCCUGGUAUCUCAAUAGUAGCAACUAAAUCAGCAUCUGAGAAGCUGAACGAAGAGCCAAAAAGAACAGUCAGAACGACAUCUGACAUUAGGACAAGAACAAUUGCUUUAUCAGAGAUCGUGACUGACUCUAACUUUUUCCAGAGCUUAAACUACAUCCAUAUUACCACCAGUGUUUCAUCGCAGAGUCCAACUUUUGGGAUUAUCUCAACGUCAAACCCUAGUCGAACCUCAAGGACAAUAGGGUUUACAGCAACUUCUUCAGUCAGUCCCAUUGCCGUGAAAUCAUUAAUGCCUUCGAAAACAGGGGGCGCUACCGUGACUGAGCAUUUGAAUUCUGUCAUCAAAAGUUCUCAGUCAGGAUAUACUGCACCUACAAUGACCCAGCUUCUGGAAAGUUCUCUCAAGGAUCUGGAUUCAAUUGUCCCAACCACGCCAGGGACGCAAACACUGUCAUAUUCUGAAACACCGACAAUACGUGCAACAGAGGAAGAGAGUCCUGCAGUUCACGUGUCACCUGUGCAAACUUCUAAAGUCGUGGAAACAAGUCGCGUCGUGCCUUCAAGGAGGCUGAGCACAAUAACCAGUCCCACUCCAUUCGGAAUGACAACACCAUCAGGAAGUUCAUUGUCUACAACUGCCUGGGUUCCGGAUAUCGAAGCGACACGGUUAUUCGUGACAAGUUCAAGUAGGUCGUUGAGUGAUUUUGAAACGAUGCCAACACCGAUUCUUACUUCAAGCAGCGGCAGUGAUGGAAGUAUGACUCUUGGAAUAACCGAUGCAACACCAAGUGUCACUUCUAGAUCACAAACACCGCCUUUUAUAAUAUUUGAUGGUACUGUGAUUGAGACGGCUCAUUUCAAAAUAAAGUCAUCGAGACUUGAACCUUCAAACACUCUCACACCCACCGCAUCGUCAGAAAUAUUCGCAGAGUCUCUCUUCCUCCAACUGACGCCGUCUCAUCAGGAAACAUUGACAAGUACGCUGUCAAAUAGUGCUAACAUUGUGAGUCGUUUGCUAACAACAAGCACAGAAUCGCCUAUUUUACUCACAAAAACGUUGUCACCUUCAUUUACCAUACCAGCAAUAUCACCAUCAACAACUGUGAUCAUCGACCCACAGACAACGGACAGUUCGUUCUAUCAAUCAACUGAAAGUAGCAGAACUCUCAUUAUUCCAACAAGUCAUUCAGCGAGUGAGCCACUUUUGACACCUAUUUUUAGCCAAAGCGUUACUGCAUCAAGUGAAAUUAUAAACACUUACGCUGAACCUCUCGUUCCAUCAACUCCAAUUUUCACAAAUUAUCUCAGCCAAACUACUGCUAAUUUAGAGACAAGUUCGUCAAGUGUGCUGAAAUCAGUGAUCAGUGCUACUCCGAGUUUUAGUGCAUCUGAUAUUGAGACUACGCCACUAACCAGUCAAAUGGCCGGGACGAGUUUUAAAUCCUCUUCAACGAUUCAAGGGACGAUGUUGGAUAUUAGUCCAACAAGGACAAUGUCUCCGAGUUCUGGUGUCAUAAGAAGUUCUGUUCAAAGUGUCUCGCCGACUCUUUCGCAGACUGUUACUGUUUCUCCAACAGUGCUGCUACCUACAGAAUCGAGUGGUACUAGCACUGAACCGAGUACAGCAUCAGUGACAGUGCUGCCACCUACAGAAUCGAGUGGUACUAGCACUGAACCGAGUACAGCAUCAGUGACAGUGCCGCCACCUACAGAAUCGAGUGGUACUAGCAUUGAACCGAGUACAGCAUCAGUGACAGUGCUGCCACCUACAGAAUCGAGUGGUACUAGCACUGAACCGAGUACAGCAUCAGUGACAGUGCUUCCACCUACAGAAUCGAGUGGUACUAGCAUUGAACCGAGUACAGCAUCAGUGACAGUGCUGCUACCUACAGAAUCAAGUGGUACUAGCACUGAACCGAGUACAGCAUCAGUGACAGUGCCGCCACCUACAGAAUCGACUGGUACUAGCAAUGAACCGAGUACAGCAUCAGUCACAGUGGUCACACCUGCUGUCACAAAUAGUACCACAAGUUCACCGAGUACGUCAGAGUCUCUGCUCAGCAAGAGCACCACAAAAACUUCCACUACAGUGUCUCCACCUAGCAGUGCAACUGAAACUACUGAGUCUCUGACAACGGAGAGUUCAACAACAGUGGUGCCACCUAGCAGCAGCGCUAAAACUACUCAGACGCCACCACCAAGAAGUUCAAAUACGGUGCCUGGUGGUAAAACAACAAAAGUUACGACACAAAAUACAGUGACAGUCAUAGUAAACACUACGGACAUUUCAAAGCCGAGAAAUGAAACUUUAGCCAAAGCCAGUAUGUCAACUACCACCAUUGUUGGCAUAGCUGUCGGCUCCAUCAUGGGCUUUUGGAUAAUUCUUGGCCCGAUUGUGUGUUUUCUGUGCCGCAUGAAAGACAAGGCCAAAGAUCGGCGAAAUCGGCCAUAUGAUGUUGAUGAUCCUGAGGAAGGUGACUUCUUUUUACGCGAUUAUGUCGCAACACAUUUGGCCCGUAGCCGGCCGACAAACUUUCAAAAUCAACAAAGUGAUCGUUAUAGCAUGGACGUUUUUACUCAUAUAGAAAAUGGCGUCAUGAAAACGGAACUCUGACGAAUAUCAAAUAUUGUUAGGAUUUAUAAAUUAUUGUGUUAAAUGUGUUGAAGGGGUGUGUUCUGAGAUGACUGUCACGUGGAUCAACUUGAAAAGUCUCAGGUGCCGUCUCUAUAGGGUCAUUCCAUCGCUACUUUGAAAAGUAAGCGAAUUAUAAUGGCAUCUUUCCAAAAACUGUCAGAGAUUGGCGGCAAUGAACCUGGUUGGAUUGCAACAGCAAACAUUCAAAAUCGACUGACACCCAGUUUCAGUAUUUCAGCAACAUAAGCAGUAUACGGUAAUCAACCGGACAUUUUUUCAGUAUGUCGUUAAACAACACUCGAUUUGACCCAAUUAUACUGCCUAUGACACUUUAGAGUUUUCACAAAAUAACGCCAGCCGAAAGUUUUUUAAUAAUUGUCGCUGAUCGUUCAUUCAUUUUUCAAUUCAUUCAUCAUCAUGACUCGGCCCGACUUAAAGUGGUCUUUGCCCGUUACAAAAAUAUUCCACCAUUGCUGCCCAAAUGUUUUAGUUAAUGCUCUACAGUUCAUUUUCCUACUUCUUAAGUUCAUGUUUGACAGAGCAGUCGCAGAAAGCCACUGGCAAAAAUGUCAGUUUCAGCAACUUGGUCGGGUCUUCUUCCAGUAACAAGAUGGCACCACCAUCGAAAGCCAAACUCGCAGCAGCUGAUCGCAUUGGUUUAUGAUCACACCAAAUAGGUUUAAAGCUGCUGAAACUGCCUCAAUCAUGUCUGAUAUUCUUUUUCUCAAAGUCCACUUAUGUUUAGCUCUGGUUCUCAUGGAGUAAAUAGUACAGUCAUAAAACCUAAACCUGUUCAUGUAAAUAAAUUUCUUAAUAUUUUGUAAAAUCAUUGUCUUUUUAUCCUUAUUCAUCAGUUUAACCCUUA
Lineus longissimus is the source of this 6510-nucleotide messenger RNA. Its product is annotated as mucin-2-like. Lineage: Eukaryota; Metazoa; Nemertea; Pilidiophora; Heteronemertea; Lineidae. The transcript has 2 exons. Gene Ontology annotation, molecular function: protein binding. The coding region runs from base 1386 to 5624 and encodes 1412 amino acids. The record is from RefSeq and is a predicted model, not a curated record.